AUGGAGGAGCGCUCCAGCGAGGAUCCGGAGGUACGGAAGGCGUUCUCCGACGGAAUCCUUCACAUUCUGCGCCCACUGUCGUCGGCACUCGACGCUGCCUCGGUGCGCUGCGAUUCGGGUGACUCGGCCGGACGCCGCAGUGCCAUCUCGGAACCGUUCUCCGACCUGGACGAGUCCUACAUCCUGCUGGACCAGCGAGCCAAGCAACCGGGCAACGAUGACGACGGCGACAUGAUGCUGUUGAACCAGUUUACGGCCGAGUUCCGGGAAGUGUACGAGCAACUGCUUCGCGAGCACCAAGAACCGGAGCCUGAGGAUGAGUUCGGCGUCGGUGGCGACGACGCGCAAGAUUUAUUGUCGCCGGGUGCCACAGGUGACGACUGGCCGGCCGGGCUCCAGACGCCCGAGUUUCAGGCCUUCGUCGAGGAGAUGCUUCAACAGUGUAACCUAAAGUACCACCUGGAGGAGAAGCGGGCCCGGCACGAGCAGGCCGGCCGCGGUGGCCGCGGGCGCCGGGUGCGCAAAGUUCAGCCGAUCGAUCCGAAGGACCAGCUGGAACCGGCCGAACGUGACUCGCUGUCCGGGGUGUGGUGCAUGCUGGACGCGGUCUCCGAACCGAACGGGUUCCCCGUCACCGACGGGCCGUACGAUCUGUACGAGGACCCGCGCUUCGAGUGGCUGCUCCGCGAGAACAUUCCCUGGCAGCGGCUGGAGGCGUCGCGCCAGAAGUGCGAACAGUGGCUCAAGGUGGGCCCCGGCGCCGCGAAGACGGACGAGAAACCGACCGACCGACAGCGGACCGUUUCCGGACAGCGCCGUGGCUGGUAG
Messenger RNA from Anopheles bellator, 828 nucleotides. RefSeq lists its product as uncharacterized. NCBI's taxonomy places the organism in Eukaryota, Metazoa, Arthropoda, Insecta, Diptera, Culicidae. The record is from RefSeq and is a predicted model, not a curated record. Bases 1 to 828 code for a protein of 275 amino acids. The transcript is spliced from 2 exons.